Molecule: messenger RNA, 435 nt
Organism: Mytilus trossulus (common blue mussel)
Lineage: Eukaryota; Metazoa; Mollusca; Bivalvia; Mytilida; Mytilidae
Exons: 1
Coding region: 1-435 (144 amino acids)
Source: RefSeq, a predicted model, not a curated record
AUGCAUGAAAACAAAACUGCCCAACAACAACUAGAAUUUAGUGCCAUCUCAAAUGAAUUUGUAGAUAAAAAACUUAAAAAUUUAGACAUAAAAAAGGCAACAGGAAUAGAUGGCAUAUCAGUUAAAGUUCUAAAACUAGCACAACCAGUUAUCACAAAACCAAUAUUUGAAUUGAUAAACAAGACUAUAAAAUCAGCCACUUUUCCAGACAAAUUCAAAGAGGCACAAGUUGUACCAUUGCAUAAAAAGAACAAUGUACUUGAUGUGGGCGACUAUAGACCAGUAAGUAUAGUUCAAGCAAUUUCAAAAAUGUUUGAACGAGCAAUUUACAAACAGCUAGUUGAAUACUUCAAUACACGUUUUCAUCCAUACUUGUCUGCUUUUCGACCAAAAUAUGGAUGUCAAACUGCUCUACUCGGGAUUAUAGAGGACUGA